AUGAAUAACCCGAUUCAUUGUGACAAUAAAACAAUCAAAUGGAGAUUCGAAAAUGUGAAAGAGUGGAAAGGAGAAAAGAGAUAUAGUGAAGAAUUUGAGAUAGAUUCUGUAAAAUGGAAAAUUGGCAUUGAGCUGAGAAAUCGAAGUGGUAAACAGGAUCUGUAUGCCGAUUUCUACUGCUGUAGUUUGGAGAAUGUGAAGGGAUCUAUUUGCGCAGUGAAAGCGGAAGUGAUACUUUUGAGGCAAAUCGGAGAAAAUAAUCAUUUGAGUAGAUUUUCUGAAAACGUCAAAUAUUUUGAUUCAGAUGAUUACCGUUAUUCCUGCGACGUUCCUACAUAUUUUUGGUUAGUUCUAAUAUAUUUUCGUUUAUAUUUUUCAUAUUUACAGGGAUAAUAUUUUGUUGCAACAAAACAGAUUGGUAAAAAACAAUUCGAUUAUAAUAGAAGUUAACUUUGAUUUCAUUUUCUACGAUUUCUCGAGAAAGGUUCCGAACUACUCUGAUCUUGUUGUGAAGGUUGAAGAUGUUGAAUUACAUUUCAACAAAGGAGUGAGUUAUAUUCUCAAAAUCUUCUUGAAAUCUUGAUUUUUCAGUCACUUUGCAUGCUUUCCGAUUAUUUCUACAAUCUUUUGAUCACAAACAAUUCAGCACAAUCUUCUGAAAUCAAAAUUGACGAUGUGAAAUUAUUGGAUUUCAUGAAACUUAUGAUGUUUUCGCAUCCGAAUGUUCCGUUUUGGCAAGCGAUAGAAGUUAUUGAGUUUAUUAAAAGUGAGUUUUCAAAUUUCUCGAUUUUCAAGAUUUUUUUUUGUUCAGCUGAUGAUUGCGACAAAUUUUUGGAUCUCGCCAGUCGUUUCAAAAUCAAAACAAUUCCAAUGAAAAUCGCAACACUCUUGGAAACUUCAAAUAAUUCGAAUUCAAAAUGUGUGAUCAUGAAAUUCAUAAAAUUCGCUGACAAGUUCAAUUUUCCAAGAUUGUUGGUGAGAAAAAUGUUUUUUCUUAGAAUUUUGCUGAAAAUUUUAAUUUUCAGCAAACUUGUAUGCAAUCUUUCAAAUCGAGUAAAGAACUCAAAGAAGCUACGAAAACAGUUGAAUUCGAGGCGCUUUCAGAUGUUUCGAAGGUUCAAUUUCUUCGAAGAUUUUUAGAUUUUGAAUAA
Messenger RNA from Caenorhabditis angaria, 1151 nucleotides. NCBI's taxonomy places the organism in Eukaryota, Metazoa, Nematoda, Chromadorea, Rhabditida, Rhabditidae. The record is from the annotation of a GenBank genome assembly.